Pyricularia oryzae 70-15 is the source of this 3999-nucleotide messenger RNA. RefSeq lists its product as uncharacterized. Bases 227 to 892 code for a protein of 221 amino acids. Lineage: Eukaryota; Fungi; Ascomycota; Sordariomycetes; Magnaporthales; Pyriculariaceae. Gene Ontology annotation, cellular component: nucleolus. Gene Ontology annotation, biological process: negative regulation of protein kinase activity. The transcript has a single exon. Gene Ontology annotation, molecular function: protein kinase inhibitor activity; protein kinase binding; double-stranded RNA binding. The record is from RefSeq and is a predicted model, not a curated record.
CACACCGGCCGGCGGCAACCCCCAGAAAGGCGACGCGCAUUCCGGGACUCGCGCAGCAAGGGACCGCAAAACAUUUCCCUCCUGAUAAAAGAUUAUACGCGUGCGCGCUUUUGCAUCACGUUCUUCGCCCCACGCACUGCGCGUGUGUGUGAUCGAUCACGCAAAGCAAAACCAACAAACAAAAAAGAAAAUUUUGUCUCUCAGACACCCAGAAAUUUAACCCACAAUGUCUGGCGAGGGUCCGGAAAGCAUCCCGACGUCGGCCGACCCGCGCUCCAAGCGACCGACCAAGAAGCGCGCCCUGACACCGGUCUCGGAGCAGGCGGCGAACCUCGACGCCCUCUUUGCCAAGCCCGACCAGGAGAUACGCUUCCCGACCGGCGGCGACAAGAAGCCUAGGCUCGCCGCUCCCCCAGAGAUCGUCACCAAUGUCCAGGGCUCCAGCGCCGGUGCCGGCUCCGGAGAGUUUCACGUCUACAAGGCCAGUAGGAGGCGCGAGAAUGAGCGCCUCAGGGUCAUGGACGAGGAGCUGAAGAAGGAGCAGGAGAAGCAAGAGUUUGAGAGGAAAAGGGCGGAGAAUGAGUCCAAGGACGACGAAAAGACGAGGAAGAAUAGGGAAAAAAGGGAAAAGAAAAAGGCCGCAAAGCUUCGGGCUAUCCAGGCCGACAAGUCAAAGUCGAAUACAGAGGUGGCCAAGGCUGCGAAAAGUGGUGGCGCUGGUAGCGGUGACGGUGAUGGUGACGGCAAAAAGGACGGCUCCGACUCUGGUCUGCAGCACAUCAGUGCCGUCAUGGCGGCGGCCGCAGAGACGGCCAGAGCCGAGGCCAGCAAUGGGAACGGCACUCCAGGCUCUGCUCAGACUCCCGGUAUAGUGAUACACGACGAUGACUGAAAUAGUUUGAUGCCCUUGAGACGUUGAUCGCAUUUACAGCAUGCUCCAGGAAGCACAGGCCAUGAGGGAAUUCUAUCACUAAACAGUGGCCUUUAGUCUACCUUGAAACUCCAGCAUCGGCACAUACCAGUCAAACACAAUGGGUUGUCAGCUUCCAGCACAUCCUCCUCCUAAUUCUUUUUUUCUUUUUCCAAAGUAGUCUGAGCAACCGAGGACGAGCUUCAUGCCAAAUCCGAACCGAGUUUUUCAUGGGGAAACGCGCUGUUUCUUAAUCUAAAAAUGUCUAAUCAUCGCCUCCAGUCAUACCGGUUCCGACUCCCGGCUGUGCCUUCUUUGCGCUGCAAAUAUCAUCGACUCUCAGGAGCAGACAUGCGGCCUAAUUGCUAGUCAGUACGUGCUUGUCAUAUGUUGGAUAGGGUGUAAAUAUAGAAAAAUAAUCAUGUCAGUAAUAAUAAGCCAUCGCAUAAACUAGGCUUACCUCGAUUGCGGUCUUCAUGCUCUGCACCUUGAUGGCCUCGGGCUCCCAGACGCCGUACUCCUUCAUGUCAGCCAGGCCACCAGUGUCGCCGUUGAUGCCCCAGGAGCUCUUGCCCUCUGCGUGCUUGGCGCGCAGAUCGGUAAGGACUCGCACAGGACUGGCGCCGGCAUUCUGUACCAGGGUGCGGGGGAUGACCUCGAGCGCCUCGGCCACCGCGCGGUAUGGCCAUUGCUGAACGCCCUCGAUGCUCUUUGCAAGCUGACCCAGACGGACAGAGACGGCCAUCUCGGUGGCACCACCACCUGGUGACAGGCGCGGGUGGAACAUGACGUUGCGAGCCACGCCCAUGGCAUCCUGUAGGUUGCGCUCAACCUCAUUGAGGAUGUCUUUUGAAGGACCGCGGAGAAGCACUGUGCAUGCCUUGGGGGUGUUGCACUUGGUCAGGAAGGUGAAGUACUCGUCGCCAAUCUUCUCGAUCUCGAAGAGGCCGCACUGUGUUCCCACGUCCGACUCUUGCAGAUCCUCCACCCGGUUGACAAUCGUGGCCCCCGUUGCCCUCGCUAUACGGUUGUUGUCUGUCUUGCGCACACGCCUCAGUGCGGUGACGUUGGCCUUCAUGAAGUAGUGCUGUGCCAAAUCGGAGACACCCUUCUCGGUAAUCACCAGAUCGGGCUUGAGUUCCAGGAUGUGCUUGCACAUGGCCUCGACCUGCUCCUCCUCGAUCUGAAGAAUCCUGUUCCAGUCCUCCUCCUUGGUAAUCUCGAUCUGCGUCUGAGACUCGCCCUUCUUGUACUCCAGCGGGCAGUCAAGUAGUAUGAUGCGGGGAUUCUCGAUGCGCCUGCGCAUCUUGGGAUGCGUAAUGUCCUUAUUGAGCAUGACACCGUCCAAGACCCUGCUGUCCUCAAUCUCGCCUCCAGGAACCUUCUCGAUACGCGCAUACCGCUUGAUGUCCACCUCCCGCUUUCCAGUGCCCGCCUCCCAGGUUACGGUGCGGACUGCCUUCAGCGCCAGACUGCACAUGAGUUUAGACCAUCUUGACACGAACUUUGUGCCGAUGGAAGAGGAUAUCAGCUGGUACAUGGCUUCAUCAUCAUUGAUAUCUAUCGGUGUUGAGAUCUCGUCGAUGAUCUCCAGGGCAUCCUUGAGGGCGCGCUUGAAGGCCGAGAUGAUAACAACAGGGUGGAUGUUGCGCUCCAGCUGAGGCAGGGCCUGGGCGAGAAUUUCACCGCCGAGAAUGAUGACGGAUGUUGUACCAUCACCGACCUCCUCGUCCUGUGUCCGGCUCAGCUCGAUCAUACUCUUGGCAGCGGGGUGCGAUACCUCGAUCUCUCGCAAGAUGGCGUGGCCGUCGUUGGUGAGGACGAUGCCGCCCAUGGGGUCGAGUAGCAUCUUGAGCAUGGCCUUGGGGCCCAGGCAUGAUCGGAUAAUGUCGGCAACACUAUGUGAAUGGGUGUUGGUCUUUGGUCAGCUUGGGUUUGUUUGCUUUUCGCGGUGUGGCAGGAGCAAGGAGGGGACUCGGGGGGGCCGCGACGAUCUCACAUUUUUGCUGCAGCAAUGUUUGACAGUUGUGCUUUCCUCCCGGUCUGCCUCUCACCACCACUCUGGGUGUCUGUGAGUAGCCUUUUGUCAGUCACCAACCAUGUUGCGAAAAUGCGACUGCGGAGUUGUAUCAAGGCGUACUCAUCACCACAACUGGAGCCUGCAUUUUGAAGAGGCCGAGGUGGGGGUAAGGACCCUAGAGCGGCCGAUUAAAAAAAGUAAAUGGGCGCCUGGCAAGUCAAGUAAAAGACCGGUUUGCGAACUUGUACCGGAUCUUUCAAAAGUCGCAGACGGCUUGUUCUGUGUUUUUUGCGCAGGUCGCAAUUUUGACGUUGCAACCAAAAUGUCGGGCGAAAAAAAAAAAAAAUCCUGAGCUCUUGGAAAGCCGCUGCACGUCAAAUUGAGCUCCUUCGACAAAGCUCCAAACGCGGCGGCGACGAACAAGCGGUUUGCUGCUUCAAGGUGGGGGUGGGGAACAGUGAUUCUCCGAGCUCCGGUGUGAUCCUGGCUAUCAACCGACUCCAUUGUUUGUUUGUUAUCCUUCCAUCGCGAUGGGAGAAUUUCGUUUUCAGAUGUAAAUAGAGUCUUACUGACUAGAUUCCUAUACAUUGAAUAGCGUUUAAUCUACAGGCCUCACGGACACCCGGAUUAUUCGAUGCCAGAGGCGCCACAGCUGCACAAUACCAGCGCAAGCUCCAGAUCCUACCCCAUUAGGACUGAGCUUGGUGCAGGGUAGGUAAGUUACCAAAGCCGAACUACUCAUUCCUUACGUUGAGUAAUGGAAUGUGUCGGUCGGUGACAUAGUCCAAAGUAGUGCAUUUUCCGGACAUGAGAUUUGUAUAUUAUUUCUAUGGGAAGAGGGCUCUUUAUUAUUGUUAUGAGCUGUUGGAGCACACUAAUCGUUGCUGCUGAACUAUCAGCACCGCGAGACAUUGUUCCACGAUGUGCUUACAAGGUUGGCAAGGACUAAGCAAUUGGCGGAACUUCAAUCUCGACAAGAUACAACAGCAGUAGCUCCGGAGCAGAUGCAUACUAUCAAUGGAUCCAUCCUAUUAUCAAGCACUUUGUAAGCCAUCACAAGCUGUGGUAC